Messenger RNA from Ostreobium quekettii, 2322 nucleotides. The record is from the annotation of a GenBank genome assembly. NCBI's taxonomy places the organism in Eukaryota, Viridiplantae, Chlorophyta, Ulvophyceae, Bryopsidales, Ostreobiaceae.
AUGGCCAUCGAUGGUGCCUCCCUGGGCGUGGGUGUGUUGUCCCUGUUGUUGCUGGCGUUCCCAUGGGUGCGCAUGCGAUUUCGUGGGCCAGGGAAUAUUCAGUUGGCGAGCAUCCUUCUCAGCAGGCGUUGGGGGCGCUUAGACAAGGAACUCGAAAACGACAGAAAGACACAGGCAGUCAAUGGGCUGCUGAGGUGCAUACACCAGUGCGGUCUGAACCUGGUGGAUCCACAAUUGUUGGAAGACAUUGGGGGGCAUCUGGAGGCCGCAUCACGACAAGCAUCGCAAAUUGUACCUUCAGCACACACAGUAUGGCUGGUGGUGCUGGUUGUGGCAGAAGCACUGCAGUUCAUGGCUGUGCCAUUUGCAUUUGUGGUGGGAUGGGAUGAGAAUAUUGUUGGGCAGGUUUUCCACUAUGGCCUCCCACAGUAUGGCAGUGAAUACCUGGAAAUCGUUCUGUGGGUUGUGUUGUUACCAGUGCUGGUACUGCUGUCUUUAGCCGUCCUUGCCACAGUGCUUGGGACGAUGGCAUGGAUUGCAAACAGGGGAUGCUGCAGUAGGUCAUGCAUGCCAGCAGUUUUCUCAAUGGGCUGCUGCAUGAUCGUGAAGACCGGGAUCGGCCUCUAUGUGAGAGGCCAGGAAUUGCUUCAGGAGUUUGGAUCCAUGUUCAUGUUUGCAUCAAUGCUGAUGGUAUUCUUGUGCCCAAGGUGUUCACAACGCAAAGCUGUACUUUCAUUUCGCUCCAGUGUUCAGUGCUGGCAGGAUUCCAGGCACUUCCUAUAUGUUGCUCUGGUCGUAUUGCAGUUGGUGUUCCAGUUAUACAUUAUCUUGUGGAACAACCUGCCAGUGUACUCCAUGUACCGCUUGUUUAAGCCAAGGGCCACAAACAGCACGAUGCUGCACAAGAUCCUGGAAAAAAGCGUGGAAAAGGACGAUUACCUGACUUUCUUGGCUCAAGCCUAUGUGCAUUACCCAGGGAACUUGGCUGAGGUUGAACUCCAAGUAUUUGACUUCGACAGGCCCAUGUUCUCAUCAACAUGGUCAGCAUUCAGCGGGUCACUCAAGUUUGCCCUGGCUGCAUGUUUCAUUGUCUUUGGACACAGAGAUGGCUACCAGUGGGUGCUAUUGGGCGUGGCUGCAGUUUGUUACACAGUGAUGCUCACGAUGAAUGUGUUCAUGGCACCCUGCACAGUCCAUUGGAUCAACUGUGCAAGGAAUGUAUCUCUUGCUGCUGGCCUGUGGGCCACACUGUGUGGUUUCGCAGUGGCAGGUACAGGACCCAGGAGUUGGGUACUUGCUCUCUUCACUGUGGGUCUUCUGAUAAUUGCAGUUGCUGUGCUUCCUGCAAUGCUGGUCUUUGGAUUUCGAUCAGUGCAGGCAUACCAGGGUGCAAGUGUGGUGCUGAGAGAAAACCUGUUGAACUCGUACCAGCGGAUGGUUGCUCUUUUCCGCCUCCUUCUGUUGAGAGUGGCACCCGAUGGGGCGAUGGUGGAUGGCAACGAGAGCAUCGGAGUCUACAGGAUCAAAGGUCUAGAGAUAGUGAAGCCCACUGGCACAUUGUUCCAGGGGUCUGUGAAGAAGUUCAAGACAGAUGUGGAUGGGUGGGCGGACUGGGCGGAACAGGGUGCCCUGGUGUGCCCCGCUGCCUGCUGCCCAUGCCUGGCAUGGGUGCCCUUGUCACUUCCCGAGGAGAGAACAAUGUGUGAGCUGCCGAACGAUCGAAGUGAGGAGCUCAGGCAGGUUGAUCCCUCGCCUCACAGCCUCAUUGGCACCUCCAUGUGCAAAGUCGAGAGGUGGAUGGAGUCAGCCGAUCUGAUAGUGGAUCCGGAAAGAGAUGUGGAGCUUGGCUUGAGCGUUCCUCUUGAUGCCUAUUUCACAACCGGAGAUGGGGUGCCAAAAACUGCUGAUGAUGAGCCACACAGCCUGAGCCUGUUCUACAGCACAACAAUGUCUGACAUCAGAGCUGCAGACAGGGACAGAACUUGCUCAUCCUGCGUUCUCCCCAAAUCGACUUCAAGGCUGAAGCAACUGAGCCACAACACAACACCCAGUGAUGAUGAAGGACCGAGCCAAAGACCUUUGGAUGUGUGUGUAGUGCAGACUUUAGAAAGAGCGUACAAUAGAAAUGAACCAGUAGUUCCUCUGCCGCAGAUGUCUGGUGGGGCUGAGAGGCCCCAGUCCUCUGCGUUUGAUCCUGGGGGGAGUUGCCAGCAUGCAGCAAUGGGAAGACAUGGAAGACUGGAAACUGCUGACUUGGGCAUUGUGCUUACAAGUGUUUGGAACAGAACUGAUUCAAGAAGGCAACUGCGGAACACAAGAUGA